Messenger RNA from Aureobasidium pullulans EXF-150, 660 nucleotides. RefSeq lists its product as uncharacterized. Bases 1 to 660 code for a protein of 219 amino acids. The record is from RefSeq and is a predicted model, not a curated record. NCBI's taxonomy places the organism in Eukaryota, Fungi, Ascomycota, Dothideomycetes, Dothideales, Saccotheciaceae. The transcript is spliced from 2 exons.
AUGCACCCCAAAGCUUUCAUUCCCGCAAUUCUCCUGGCUGGCCAGGCUGUCAACGCAGUCGCCCUCCCUGCCACCACUGUAACACUUCACAGUGUGAUUACCCGCACAACAGUUGUGCCUGCCACGACCGAGGCUGCUGGAUCUAAUCCUUCUAAUGCUGCUACCCCGGCCCGGUUCUCACCCAGUGCGGAUGACACUACUGUCGUUGCACUUUCUAGUUUCAGCGAUGCUUCUCCGUCUCGUAUGACUCAGCUCACCGUUACUGUGACUGAGCGUGUACUUUUUCCGAUUGUUGUCACUGUGACGAAAUCCCUCUGCCCUACAUCUACUUCUGAGAUGGCACUCAGCACUUCUGCUGUACCUUCUACGACCAGCUCAGUCGUCCCCUCGAGCACCGUCACUCCAUCUUCGAGUGCUCAGUCACACAUCAAAAAUGGCCGGUCAUACAUUCCAAUCUUCUUGCGUCCUCCAGGCUGGUCACACGUUCCAGUCCUCCUGCACCCUCCAGGCUGGUCAUACAUUCCAGUCUUCGUGCAUCCUCCAGGCUGGUCACACGUUCCAGUCUUCUUGCACUUUGCAAGCUGGACAUACAUUCCAGUCCUCGUGCACUCUUCAGUUCGCUUAAGAGUCAUUCUUACCUGGAUGAGGUGGAAGGCUUGA